AUGGUCAAGUCCGGUCUGAGCCUGAUCAGGCUGUCCUGCAUCUAUCUCUACGGUGCCUGUGCUGCCGUUGCGUCCUCUUGCCUCCUUCACUCUGAGGUGAAGGCGUUGAUUUUCCCCUGUCAACGUCAUCCUAAGGCAUGGGACCAUCAUGACCUGCUGCACGUGCAGCCUCUUUUCAACACCACCGAUGACGCUGUCGCAGCAGAAGCAGCAGGAGCGGCAGGAGGGCAAGCGUGGGGGUCCCAUGGCAGCAGCAGCAGCAGCAGCGGCGGCAGCAGCGGCGGCAGUGGCGCACGCGGGGGGUGUUCAACGAGCGCGCUGAUCUCGUCCAUCGCGCCGUACUCGGGCGCGCCGCGCACCACAGCCGUCAUUGCCACGGACCUGCUCUCCGGCGCCGUGCUGCGCUGCGAGGUGCGCGUGGACGUGGUGCAGCGCGUGGCCAUAUUCCACCGCAGCCUCAAGAUGGGCCUCUCCAGCCUCGCGGACCUCGAGGUGCUCGCCUUCAACGACCACGGUGAGGGCUCUGCUCUGCGCCAUGGGGGGUGGACAGUGCGCCGUGUGUGGGGUGCUGUGGGGUGUACGGUGUGUCCGUGCAUGUCCCAGCAAGAGCCUCGCGUUUUGCUACUACCUGUCGCUCAACCUCCUCUCUGCCAGUCCAGGUGUCCCAAGCAAACCCUGUCGUGCUCUCUUUCCCUGUACCUGCCCUUCUCUCCCCCACCAGGCGACGUGUUCUCAUCCGUGGCAGGGCUCGCCUUCCUCUGGACCCUCACGCCCCUCGGCUCGCCCUUGCCCGCCCACCGCCAACCUGCGGCCUCCACGGCGCCACGUGGCGAGCAGGCAUUGGAGCACCGCCUGCAGCACGUGCCGCUGGAGGAGGCGGCGCUGCUGCUGGCGGGCGGCGAGGAGGGGCGCGGCGCUGCUAGGGACGACCUGGGGGUGGGUGGUGUGGGUGCUGGGCUGGGGGGCCGAGGAGUGGAGCGGUCAGACGUGUAUGUGGUGAGGGGCGUGGCACCGGGGCAGGAGAGGGUCGCCGUACAGCUCAUGGACGCUGACGUCACCGCCGCCGCUGCUGAUACAGCAGGAGCAGUAGCAGGGGGUGCGGCAACACUGCCAUCGGACGCCAUAACGCUGACGGUGGCGCAGGCCUUCUCCCUGCAGCCGCCCUCCCCCGUGCUGCUGCUGCCCGGCGCCCGCCUGCCCUUCCGCCUCCUCACCUUCACCCACAAUGCUCUGCAGCCGGUGCAACUGCCCUCCCCCAGCUAUGCGUGGGCAACAGGCAACACCUCAGUGGCAUCAGUGCAUCCUGCACAGGGCGUGCUGACCGCGCUCGCCCAGGGCGCCACCACGCUCACCGCCACUGACGUGCGCUUGGUGGACCACCACCAGGCCGCCUCCAUCCACGUCGUGCUACCUGGCGAUGUCAAGAUCUUCCUCGCGCCACUGGCGUUGCACCCAGGGGACGGUGUGGGCGGGGGCGGCGGCGAGGGGGAGGUGUGUUCUGGUGCAGGUGCAGCUGGGGGAGGGGGUCUGCCUGGGGCUGUGGCGUGCAGGGCUGUAGCGGAGCCUGUGGCCAGUGGGGGGGACACGUGGCACCUUGUGGUUGGGCGGGAGUAUGCCCUGUGGGUGCAGGUGUUUGCACACGGGUGGCCCAGCCGGCCUGUGCUGCUCACAGAGGCCGACACGCUGCUGCUGCGCUUUGACCACCCACCGCUCUGGACGGUCGUGAACGAUGCUGCGCCUGCCUCUCUGCCUGCACAGGCGCCUGGUGGCAUGGAGGGGGGAGGUGGUGGUGGGGAGGAGAGGAGCCGUGUGGUUGUGGUGCGCGGAGGGCAGCAGGGGCAGGGCGAGGUGCAGGCUGAGCUGCAGUACCGAGAGGUGAAGAGCGGUGGGAAGGGGCGGGAGGAGAAGGUGGUGGCGGCGCAGGGGAUUCGUGUGUGCGACCCCGUGCUGGUGCACCUGCCCUCUCCCACAGCCACUGCCUCUGCUCCUUCUUCUGCUUCGUCAUCUUCCCCCCCUGUUCAAGUGGUGCACCUGCCGUGGGUGCCGCAGCUUCACUCUGCGCCACCACCCCAACGGCAGCAACUGCUGCUGCUGGCGUCGGGAGGUGAGUCCAGGCACACGGGCUUGCCAUCUCACACCGUUUCUGCUUCUGAUUCCAUUCCAUCUCAUUCCGUCGCCCUCAAAUCCGUGUACCCGGCACCACCACCAGGGUGUGGCAAGCGUGCUUCUGACUAUGUGUGGACCAGCACUGACUCCACCAUCGUCCACGUGGCGCCCUCUGGUUGGCUGACGGUGGCCGGGCCGGGUGUUACGAUGGUGCGAGUGGCAGCAGCAGUGGACGGCAACAACUUUCACCAGGUGCGCGUGGUGUUCUCUGAGCUCAGAGGGGGAACAGAGGAAAGGGGAAGGGGGAAGGGGGAUGAGAAAGCGGAGUGGAUGAAUGAGGGAGCUCACCCAUCCCCACCCAUGCACGUCCGUACCACUCUUGCCACUGCCGCCAUGGCACGGAAGCAGGUGGAGGUGCGGGUGAGUGAGCCACACACGAUGCAGGCGGUGGGCGAGGAGGAGGGCAGCACCUUGCAGCUGAGCGUGGGUGUGGAGGCGCUUGUGGGCCACUCCCUGCUCCUCGCUGCCCGCCUCCUCUCCUCCUCAGGAGAACCAUACACCAACUGCACCGCUCUGAACCCAUUCGUGCAGUGGCAUCUGCAGGCACUGCUGCCUGCCACCCCUCCGUCUUUCACCCUCACUUCUCCACCCCCAAUCGCCUUCAUGCCACCAUCCGCUCUCUCGCCCAUCUGUGUGUGGACCUCUCUGUCCGCCAUAGCACCUGGUCGCACACAAGCGAUAGCUCUCCUGCCACUGCCGCCACACACAAAACCUGCUGAUGCUGACGCUGGCAGUGUGGAAGAGAGGGCAGGGGGGGGCUCAGAGGGCGCGGGGCAGGGAGUGCAAGGGGAGUGGGCGGUGGCGGGGUAUGAGGCGAUGCAUGUGGUGCAGGCGGGGGACGGGUGGCGCCAGGGCGGCUAUGGGCUACCAUCAGCAGCAUCACCUGCUGUGCCUGGAAGGCAAGGAGACUUGUCUGCAGUAGCAGCAGCAGGUGCGGAGGCCCUAGCAGCAUCAGCGCCAGCCGCAGCAGCAGCGGUGGGCAUUGGAGCAGGGCUGUCAGUGCCGGCUCUCCUGCUGGCGCCAGGGGCGUCCAUGGCCCUCACCCUCUCAGGCGGCCCUGACAGAUCGCCUCCUUCCCAACCACCUGUAAUCUCCUCAAUCGCUCAAUCGCCUGUCCCUCUCCUCCCUUCUCUCUCCCCUUCCCCCACCUUCCCUGCUCCCUCAAACCCACUCCAGCGGGUGACCUUUACAAGAGGCCACCAGCCGUCCUCGCACGCCUCGCCGGCCACCCUCCCCUCGGCGUCCAUGGUGCUGCACUGCGCGCUGCCUGCUGCUGCCGCCAUCCUGCUCGACGACUCCGCUCGACUCCCUGCAGCCAUAGCAGCAUCAGCAGCCUCAUGCCAUCCACCAACGGGAGAAUGCCACGUGGCACCAAUCACCCUUGUGACACAUCAGCACGUGCGGCUGGUUGCUGCAGCCCUUUCCUCGUCCAUUGCACCCUUUGCCAACGCGUCCAGCCAAUGGCUGCACACCACGUGGCAGCUGGAGGGGUGUGAUGACAUGGCAUGGUGGGGUGCAGACGAGCCCGACAGUGGGGGGGGUUCAGGGGAGGAGUGGAGCAAAUGGGUGCACACAGGCGACAAGGGAGGCGAGUGUCGGGUGCAUGUGGAUGUGACGGCACCACACGCCAAGGGGGGCUGGCUGCACAUGAAGCGAGAGGGGCAGGGCGCCCACCGGGACGCCUUCCAUCUGCGCGCCUCUGCCCUCCUGCAGGUGCCCUCCCCUGCCCUCUCUGCUGCUCGCUUCGCAUCUUCUCUCUUCUGCCCGUGCUUUUGUUUUCGCCUAAUUGCUACCGCUGCCUGCUGCUCCCACUCUCGUGGUGUUGGCUCGGUCGCUCAUGCGUGUAGUCUCCGAAUGCUCGCACCGCUGACUCUACCCCUCUCUCAUUCCCCUGCAAUGCCCGUGCGUGUGUGCAUGCAGGUGGUGAAGGCGCUCAGGUUGGAACCGCAGGCCGUGCUGCUCGUCAACCAUCCCCACGCCCAUCAGUGCUGGUUUGCUCGUGCAUGCAUUCCCCCUCACACCUCUCAAAGCAUCGUCUAUUCCAACGCCUAUUCAUGGCAUCCUAUUGCUUCUUCCUCUCACGUCCCCCAGGCGGAUGUGACAGUAACAGGGGGCACCUCCGAGCUCCAGUUUUUCAUCUCUGACCAAUCAGUGGCUGCCAUUCUGCCACGUGGCACUGCAGCAGCAGUCCAGCUGGCAGCGCGUGCACGAGGCGAUGCCACAUUGACAGCAGUGGACGCUGGGCUCUCCCAUCCGCUCUCUGCCAACGCCUCGCCCUGUCUUGCCUCCUACACCUUCUCCCUGCCUGCCCACACCCUCGUAUCUCACCCUCCCUUCCCCUCCUCUCUGCCCCCACAUCACCACCGCAUGCCCCCAUCCGCCAAUCAGGUGUCAGUGGCUGACGUGGCAUGGGUGCGCCUGCACCCCGAGGGCGCACAGCCGUCCACGUCAGCAGUGGCGGGCGAGUGGUGGGUGCAGGUGGGCGCCACGGCGCGCAUCACAGUGACUGUGGGGGACGACCGCGGCCACCUCUUCCCCGCCUCACAGUUCGAGUGGAUGGGUUUGGAGGCGCAUGGCAUGGCAGGUGUGGUCGCUCUGCACUUGCCCUGCUCGCGCUCCUCCUCUGAUGGGGAUGACGUGGCAUGUUCUGACUCGCUGGAGCUCACAGGGACGGCUGUGGGAGUCACCACUGCCUUCCAGGUCCUCGCUUCCCCUGUCCCCUUCUUCAAGCCCUGUUUCCACUCUGCUAUUUCCAUUGUCCCUUCCUCCCCCCCCACCCCCCGCGCUUCUUUUCUGUCCACACACCCCGUGAGUGCGGGCAUCCACCUGUCAACAAGGAGGGUGUUUUCAGACGCCGUGCGCGUCACGGUGUACGCGCCGCUCGCCCUGCACCCGCCCUCGCUCACCCUCGCCCCGGGAGCAUCAUACAUGCUGCAAGCCACAGGAGGUCCCUCCUCCCCAACCACGACCAUCGCAUUCGCCUCCUCCAAUCCUGACGUGGCACACAUCGAUUCGUCGUCCGGCCUCGUCACGUCUCGAGCGCCUGGCACAGUUGUCAUCCGAGCCAUGGCGCUAGGCUCGGCAGGGCAGGUGUUGAGCGUUGCCGAGUCUCGGGUGGAGGUUCGGGUGAUGGAGGUGGUGGGUCUGAGUGUGGGCAACGGGCAGCUGGCAGUGGGGGAGGAGAUGGCUGUGUUCCCCACCGGGGGGCAUCAGCAUCUUUCUCCUCUUCUUUUCCCCCCUCGCUCCCGCCUUUUCUCCCUACAAUCAGGGAGAGGAUCUGCUCUCGUUCGCACGGGUGUGCCACGGCUACCAGUGGAGUGUCAGCCACAACCAGGUAAGCCCACCACGCCAUGUCACGCGGAUCGCCUGUGGGCUGCCAUCCCUUGCGCCCACCUCACCUAUCCCUUGCACCCACAUUGCCUGUGCCUUAUUUCUCAACUGCGCCCACCUCGCCUAUCCCUUGCACCCACAUUGCCUGUGCCUUAUCUCUCAACUGCCACGCUGCUGCAGCUACAAACGGCGCCAUCCCUUGACGCACAGGUGCCUGGCAGCACCUCAGGGGUGGCAAGCAGCAGCAACCGUGGGAGUGACAGUGCCAGCGACAGUGGCAGUGCAGCGGUGGACAUCGGCUUCUCAGCGCGCAUCACUGCCAGGGCGCCCGGCACAGCCACAGUGGCGCUCACCUUCACCUGCUCCUUCCCCACCUCCUCCAAGCCCUCCGCGGCUCCUCUCCGCCGCUCCUACUCCGCUUCUGCCUCCAUCUCCAUCGUCCCCACGCCCCCUCUCGCGCUUGGCAUCCCUGCCACGUGGCUGCUGCCCAUUGGCUACACCUCCUCCCCUCUGCUCCCGCCCUCUCUCGCUUCCACCACCUCGGGAGGUGCGGCGAAUGCUGCAGCUGCACGCUACUCCUACUCCCUGUUACACGACCAGUCACCCCUAGGCAGCGGACAUGUGUCGCUGGCAGAAGGCGGGCGAAUAGCAACGGGCGAGCGGGCAGCGCUGGGGUGCAUUGCAGUGGCCGACUCUGCCAGCGGCCGCCACGACAUCGCUGCCUGUGUGCGCAGCGCCCAGGUGGGGUUUCUGCUGCGCUCAGGUGGAAUGGAGGCCUGGCCUGGCAUUGGUGUCACCAUUCCUGUAGCGCGUGCUCACUGUAUGAAGUUCUCUUCGCAGCUGUGUGUGUCACUCUGCUGUGGGAAAGUGACAGCAGUUGUGAGUCACCAUUACUGCCUCCCUGCUCUCCCUCGCCUUCCACUCACAUUUUCGACUCCCAUCUCCUGCUUCUCCACCCUCUCUUUUUCGUCCCUCCGCACCAUUCACCCCCUACCUCCCCUCCCCCGCGCCACCUCCAACCCCUGUGCCCCAUGGCAGGCAGCGCAGCUGACGGUGGGGGACAACGACUUCCCCUUCCAUGCGGCUGAGCUCUCCGUGCCCGCCCAGCAGCUCUUCUCCGUUCACCUCCGAGACAGCCUCGGAGUGCCCUUCCUGGAAGCUUCUGAUGCGCGGGUGGAGGUGGACGUGGACAGGCCUGACGUGGUGUCAGUGGCGGUGGUGCCCAGCCUACCAGGGCCUGACAUGUGGCAGCCAGCCAACAUGACUGUGGUGGUGAAGGUGUGUGUGCGUGUGCAUUUUGAGGGAGGGGGGGGGGGGGGCACUGAGGGGCAUGGAAGUGGGAAACAAGGCACAGAGGUGCACCCGGCGGUGCAGCAGGGCACAGCAGUGGUGCGCGUGAGGGUGCAGCCAGGGGCAGGGCGAGGGACACGUGGCAACCUGCCAUUGGUGGACUUCAUCACAGUGCAAGUGGGCGCAUACGUGUUCCCUCGGGAUCCCCUUGUCCCUCUGGGUGCCUCUCUCAACUUCUCCCUCUCACACCGCCACCACCAGCAAGCCAUGGGCGGCAGCAGGGGCGGCAGGUGGGAGAGUGGCAACAGCAGUGUGGUGGCGGUGGAUGGCCGCACGGGGGAGGCAAGGGCCGUGGGGGAGGGCACCACUGUCGUGAGCUUCAACGCAUCGCGCCUCACCUCAUACACGAGGGUCACAGUGCUGCCAGUGGCGUCGCUGCUCGUCUCCCUGCCGCCAUCCACGCCUCUCCUCUCCAACGCGCCUCCCCUCUCUGCUGUCGCCCGCCCCUUCCACUUCCCAGUCCAAUUCAGGGACUCCCAAGGCCGGGUCAUGGGGCGACCCGCACAGUCCCCAGACGUGCCCUUCUCAUGCCACGUGGUGCCUAGCAUGCUCGGCACGGCCUUGCCUCGCUUUGACACCGCCUUGAACUCCUACAUCUGCUCCUUCACCCCCGCCUCUCCCGCACGCAUCUUCUCCUCUCUCACUCAAUCCUCCUCCUCGUCAUCGUCAGCACCACCAGCAGCAGGGGGGGCGAAAUUGGGAGGAGUGAACAGAGACGGGGAGGGCAAUGGGGGAGGGGGAGUGGUGGUGGUGGUGGCGGCAGUGGUGGAGGCAGGGGCAGCGCAGGGUGUUCGCCCGGCUGUGAGAGGCCAGGCUGCUGUGCCGUUUGUGGGGGGCUUUGAUGUGCUGGGCGCAGGCGAGAUCUCUCUGUCUCGCGCCGCCAACGCCACCACCAUUCGCCUCGUUGGGAACACAAACCACGCGCGGGCAUCCUUCGAAGAUGACAUCGUUUUCACUCAUCUCGGCACAGGGCAAAGGGAGACGGUGCACGUGACCUUCAAUGCAGCUGCUGCACCGUCCACCCUCGUUCCCCUCAACCUGCUGUGGCUCGCAGCACUCACCGCCCUCGUCGCCUCGGCCAUUCUCCUCCUCCUGCACCUCGUCAGCCCCGCCCAACCCUACAUCCCCCACCCACAGCCCCCUCCCUCGCCUCUCCCCACGCCGUCUCCUCAGCGCCCGGGGUCUGCAUUCCACACACCUGGUUCGAGUGCCUUCUCCCCGGUGUCGCCUUACAGCCAGAUGGGGUCGCCAAGUCCCGAGUAUGUGAGCUAUGCAGACACCUCACGACUCCCCACUGCCAAGCUCGCCGAUUUUGGAUUCGCAGUUCCCAUCCCCCCCGGACAUCGCGCGUGUGGCGUCGCGGGUUCGCCGUUCUACAUGGCGCCAGAAGUACUGACAGGCGAGUACGGGGUGGAGGCGGACGUGUGGUCGAUGGGCGUGGUGCUGUACGUGCUGCUGAGCGGCAGCCUGCCGUUUUGGGGCGCGGACGACAACGGCGUGUUCCGCGCCGUGCUGGAGGCCCCGCUGGACCUGACGAGCGGCGCGUGGGCGGGGGUGUCGGCGGAGGCCAAGGGGCUGCUCCGCUGCAUGCUGCACCGCGACCCGCGCCGACGCCCCUCCGCCGCCAAGCUGCUCUCCCACCCCUGGAUCCUCGUCCACGCCUUCGGCGGCCGCGUCGUGCGCCGCGUCAUCGCCGCACCCGCACUCCAGCAGAUCCGCAUGGGGGGGGGCGCUGCUGCUGUUCCGCUCUCCGCCUAG
Molecule: messenger RNA, 8604 nt
Organism: Closterium sp. NIES-65
Lineage: Eukaryota; Viridiplantae; Streptophyta; Zygnematophyceae; Desmidiales; Closteriaceae
Source: the annotation of a GenBank genome assembly